GGGAGGUCAGCUGUUUCCAAAUUUACCUCGCAGGUCUGGUCCUCCAGCAUUCGCCGCAGGUUAGGUUGCUUAGCAGUAGGGGAAGACAUCCACAGGUUGUUGUGCGAUUAUCGGGAGCAGGAGGAGUUUGAGAUUGAGAGCGAAACUAGAGAUAUUCUUCCUUACGAGAUCUCCGAUUGGAUAAGUGAUCUUUUUAUCACCAAAGACCAAGAGCAGUAGGGUUUAACAGGCAAAGGGGGGAAAUGGCAAUUGGACAGGGCGACGCGAAGAAGGGGUCUCUUGCCACGAGCUUGAGCUUCUCGAACUGCAGGAGCAGCACGAGAAUCCUGGGGAGGAAGAGGGUGGCCGUGUCACCGACUCCGGGCCCCAGGAGCCCUCACUCUUCGGUCCGCACCCUGCGCAAGCAGCGCAGCGUCCGGUUCCACAUGGAUGACGCCGUCAGCCUUCUUGAAUCGCUGCCUCAAGACGUCCUGAUUAAAGUCUUGUGCAAGGUGAACCACAGCGAUCUGAGGCAGCUCCUCCUCGUGUCGAAACCAGUCAACGAAGCAACAGUUGUUGCUCGAGAGCUGCAUUUCAAGUUUGCGACGCCGUCCUCGAAGGCCGGUUUUAGAGGCGACGAGGACGGCGAGGAUGAAGAUGGCCCCGGGGCGCCCAUGCAACGCAGGGUUGCAAGGUCGCGCCUCCGGAACAAGAACCUGGAUAGCAUCGCCAUCAACCUGUCGGCGUCAUUCGAAACCUUGCUCUCCGAGGUCUAGAUGUAAAUAUAUGACAUCACAGGCUUUCAGUUUCCACUUCAGCUUGCCAGUGUAUCUAGUAGUGUCAGGCUGCAAAGUUCAGUGCUUUUUGUAGCCCACGUCAUAGAGAAACUUUUAGGUAGUGGUAAGUAGUAUACUCAUAUGAGUUACUAGUACUAGCUUAUAUAUAGAGAGAGUUUCUUCAAUGCUGUGAUUGAAGAACACAGACGAUGUUUUUAUCUUUUUUUUUGUAGAAGUACCUUGUAAAAGUUAUGUGAGAUCUCUCUUCUCUUUUGUGUAUGCUGUAAGUGUAUGAUCUCCGUAUGCUAGUGUGCACGAGAAGAUAAACUCUUUUAUUUGCUUCAAUA
Molecule: messenger RNA, 1102 nt
Organism: Setaria italica (foxtail millet)
Lineage: Eukaryota; Viridiplantae; Streptophyta; Magnoliopsida; Poales; Poaceae
Product: F-box protein At1g61340-like
Exons: 4
Coding region: 243-755 (170 amino acids)
Molecular function (GO): protein binding
Source: RefSeq, a predicted model, not a curated record